AUGGCCAAACGGAACGAUACAAGCAAGUGGCUCAGCGGUCCCGUGGAGGAUGUCAGUCCUGCCGAAGACUCGGACUUUAGCGAUACGACUUCUAAUUACUCUACGAUAUCCGAAGACGCGCUUCCCCUUAUUCACGAGUACGGUCAUACAUAUCAUGGCUCAGGCCAGCUCCUUACGCCGAAUGAUGCGUCGGAAGCGCAUCGUUUGACCGUUCAGCAUGAGCUUUACCAGAUGUGUCUUGACGGCGGGCUUGUCGACGCCAAGUUACCCCUCGAUCAAUACACCAUAGAAGAACCGUUCGAGAUACUGGAUAUUGGCGCUGGAAGUGGUGUGUGGGCUUGCGAUAUGGCCAAACGAUAUCCCCAAGUCAAUAUUCUGGGAAUUGAUCUCAGCAGCGCCCUUCUCCCCGAAGACGUUCCUCCAAACGUAACGUUCGAAAUCGCCGACGCCACAGAUCCCUGGCCCACACGCACCUACGACUUCAUCCACAUGCGCAGUUUGGCAGGUGGCGGCGUGCGCGACUGGGAUGCCCUCCUCACCGAAGCAUACUCGCAUCUGAAACCGGGCGGCCAGCUCGAAAUCACAGAGAUACGGCCGCACUUUUUCGAUGUUGAUCCCGAACAGGCUGAUCUGCCUACACAGGGAAAACCAGAGAUUGGUGCAGCGUGUAUAGAGUACGAAACAGUUUUCGUAAAGACGUGCAUCAACCUAGGCAUCGACUGCGAUCCGAUCCCCAGAGUGCCAAGUUGGUUAUCGAAAUUGGGGGCAGAGGUUAUUAGGGAGCGCGUGGACUGGUUGCCGAUUCAGAAUUGGGGGAGUGAUCCUGUUACGCAGCAGAAGCGCAAGGCUCUAGCUGAGAUGGUUGAGUGCGGGAUAGAGAAUUGGACGUUGAGAUUAUUUGGUCUUGGAGGAUGGGAGGAGAAAGCUACGAGGGCUUUGCUUGAUCGCGUUAAAGGCGAGAUGCAAGAUCCUAUGCUGCGCAGUUUAGCUAAAGUAACAUUCGUUACUGCGAGAAAGGGAUUGGGCAAUGGGAAGCAUACAUAA
Fusarium coffeatum is the source of this 1044-nucleotide messenger RNA. RefSeq lists its product as uncharacterized. Gene Ontology annotation, molecular function: methyltransferase activity. The transcript is spliced from 3 exons. Bases 1 to 1044 code for a protein of 347 amino acids. The record is from RefSeq and is a predicted model, not a curated record. NCBI's taxonomy places the organism in Eukaryota, Fungi, Ascomycota, Sordariomycetes, Hypocreales, Nectriaceae.